Molecule: messenger RNA, 2357 nt
Organism: Sycon ciliatum
Lineage: Eukaryota; Metazoa; Porifera; Calcarea; Leucosolenida; Sycettidae
Exons: 2
Coding region: 267-1778 (503 amino acids)
Biological process (GO): signal transduction
Source: RefSeq, a predicted model, not a curated record
UGAGAUCGAUGUGUGUGCGCUACUCGUUCAGAAAUAGCCACCUCGACUACAUUUCCCGUGAAUGCGUUUUCGGUUCAGCUGUUUGUAUGUAGCGAUUAGAGGUCGGUGUGCUCAGCCUGUGGAUAUUAGAUCCGCAAAGACCAAGAGGACACCGCCAAAUAUCUAGCAAGAAUUGUCGAGGAUCGCUGCGCAACCUCAGUGAGGAACUCUGUUGGCGGCUGAUAAGCAACGUUCACGAGAGAGUGUGCUCCUGAGACACCGGAGUCAUGGGGAACCAGACAAGUAGCGUGGCGGUAGAUCGUCUGCCCGACCUGUGGGUGGAGGGUGGAUUCACAGACUCGCCGAAGGCUCCUCGCAGUACAUCAUUCUCCGGAGCAGUGGCAAACAAUGUGCGGGAGACCAGCCUGGCAAGUCGGCCAUCAAGCACGACCAGCGGGAUAAGCUCUUCGACAGCCAGCACAGGCGUUUCAAGCAUGAACUCCUAUGAUGCUGAUGAUGAUGAGGACUAUUCCAGUGAUACUCUAUCAGCUGCGGGGGCCGGUUCUAAACCACCAUCUGGUAUCGUGUCAAUAAACAGUGAAAGCCAGACAGCGACAUUCCGCCAUUUCAGCUCACCGGCUGAUAUGCAAAACUCUCGCGAAGAACUCCGCCGCCGCCGCUCUAAUCGCAAAUCUCAGCUAUCGUUGAGUGACGACGGCGACGGCAAGAUGGAGUUAAAGCGACGUGUCUCCUUUCAGCAGAGAAUGCGUUACGACUUGGUGUUGGAUCGUACUGCUGGUCUUAAUAGUAUGGACAAGGAAGGACGACCGGGAAAACUGACACUCAUCACAACUAGCCACUUUGAUCAGCCGGAUCAGCAAGAUGACAAAAGUCGUCUACUAGACUGCCCGACCGAGAUCUACCUGGAAGAUGUCACCGAACGUGUGGAGAAAUACAACAAGGAUGUUGGCCGUGAGCGCAUCUGGGUGACGGCCGAUGGAACGCAGCUAGAGGGCUACAUAGAAGUGAAACUGAACCUGCAACAUGCCAUUCAUGUCAUCCGCACACCAACCGCUAGUCAUAAUCUCCUGGAUGGCGUUGAUCACAAGCGCGCUUCAUUGCAACUUGUACGUCUAGAUGCUGGUACCAAGACACUGCUGGUCAGCUCCGACACAACCACUGGCGAGCUUAUCGAACAGCUGGUGACUGUAUAUCGUGUGGUAGAGGACCCGGAGAUGUUUGCGCUGUUUGAAUGUGACUCGGCUUUCCCGGCAAAUAGUCGACGACUGGAUGGCGAAGAGCGUCCACUUCUGCUCAGCCUGAUUUGGGGUCCAAACAAUUCCCGUUCCCUGGUCUUGCAAGAGGCACAUCCCGGUGGAGCAGCGCUUAGUCGUUCACACGACUGGAGAGAAGUUGGUGCGGCUGCACUUGCUGCCUCACCCGCCUCCAAUCCUCCAUCAGUGCCCACAACUCCCGAAGCGGAAACUCCCACUCCCAGCUUUGGCUCUGCAACGUCAUCUUCGUCGGCUUCUUCAGCUUCUUCGGCAUCGUCUUCUAGCUCCCCUGCUUCCAAAGAGAACAGGCGGUCUCGGCGAAUAUCUCGGACGGGCAAGACAAUCAACUGGUUGGCUUUCUCCAUACCCGAACUCAACAACUUCCUCAGCAUCUUGGAAUUUGAAGAAGAACGUCAGAUCAAGAAGAUCGAGUCGCAGUAUGGCAAAUAUAAGGGUACGUUGAUUGAGUUGUUGAUGCAUAAGCAACCAAGCGUGCCCACCGAGCCAUUCCAGACGGAAAUUUGAUUCCGACCUGGUGAACUUGAGCGUUGAAACCAAGCAGAUUGUUUUGACAGAUUGUUUCGUUGCUUGAGCCUUUCAGGUUGCAUUCUCGAAUCUGUUCUAUCCUUGAUGUGGUACUUUCUGCAGCAUUUUGACGAGAAGUGGUUUGUGUGUUCGUUUUUUGUACUUUAUGGCCCGGCUUCAGACAUUCAGCCUUCACUAUCUAUUUUUCCGGAUGUACAUAGUAGCAAUUUUCAAUACAUCGUGUGAACUUUUAAAUCUUUAUCCCUCCUCCUCCUCUAUAUCAGACAGACCUGCACAGUGGCAUUCAACAGCCAAUGCCUGCUGUACACGUGCACAAUGGUUUGCAAUAAACUGUGUGUAGAUGUCUGUCUAUCUUUUACUUCGAAAUGCGCACGGUUGUAAAUUUGUACUUAGUCAGCGGGGUUUUGAUUUGUUCCUUCUAUGUAUACGUACGGGGACGAUUUCAUUAACUCUAUUUCCACCUGCAUGUCACCUGUACGUAUUCAGUAGCAUUUCCAUUGCUCAUUGAUUGUCAGUUCUGCUGACCCAGGCUAAUCUCUAAAGGAAGAGUAGCAUGUG